Molecule: messenger RNA, 3050 nt
Organism: Alligator sinensis (Chinese alligator)
Lineage: Eukaryota; Metazoa; Chordata; Crocodylia; Alligatoridae
Gene: LARS2
Product: leucyl-tRNA synthetase 2, mitochondrial
Exons: 22
Coding region: 256-2970 (904 amino acids)
Biological process (GO): leucyl-tRNA aminoacylation; mitochondrial translation
Cellular component (GO): mitochondrion
Molecular function (GO): ATP binding; leucine-tRNA ligase activity; aminoacyl-tRNA deacylase activity
Source: RefSeq, a predicted model, not a curated record
GGAGCACGUGGGCUCGCGGCGGUUGAAUCAAACAUGGCAGCGCCCAGCGCUGAAGCGGAAGUUGGUGGCGCGUGAGGCCCCGGGACCCGCGACCGCCCCAGCUCAGCAACAUCAAUAACUUCAUAUGAGAUUGUUUCCCAGUUCUCUCCUUCCUGUGCCCUCAUCCAAAAUCACUCUUAAAAUAUCAAGAUCACCUCUUCCCCAUUCUGUCAUCUCAAGUGUGUGAAAUAUCAAUUAGACAUUGUACCUCAAAGAAUGCAGCCUGUUUGGAAGAGAUUUGGCAUUUCUUCCUCAUGUCUAAAAAAGCAGCUAACUGGAUUCAGGGUUUUAAUUAAAUGGCAAAAGACACUUGCUCCAGGAUGCAUCAGAUCUAUUUACAGCGAGACAGGGAAGUGGGAAAACAGCUAUAAACUGGAGACAAGAAAGAGAGUGGAAAAAUGGUGGUUUCCAAGAAUAAAGGAACAGUUCUGCAAAAUUUCGGAAACAGAUAAAUCAAAACCAAAGUUUUAUGUGCUUUCCAUGUUCCCCUAUCCUUCCGGGAAGCUACACAUGGGCCAUGUCCGUGUCUAUACCAUCAGUGACACAAUAGCACGGUUCCAGAAGAUGAGAGGAAUGCAGGUGAUAAAUCCAAUGGGAUGGGAUGCUUUUGGACUGCCUGCAGAAAAUGCUGCAAUUGACCAUGGGCUGCACCCAGUAACCUGGACACAAAGUAAUAUUCAACACAUGAAGGAGCAGCUUAAUGCACUAGGUCUGGCUUUUAGCUGGGAACGGGAAAUAACCACUUGUUCGCCAGACUACUAUAAAUGGACACAGUACCUCUUUAUUAAGUUAUUCGAAGCCCGGUUAGUUUAUCAAAAAGAGGCCUUGGUUAAUUGGGACCCAGUGGAUCAGACAGUUCUAGCUAAUGAACAGGUGGAUGAAAAUGGCUGCUCAUGGCGUUCAGGAGCAAAAGUGGAACAGAAGUAUCUCAAGCAGUGGUUUAUCAAGACUACUUCUUAUGCAAAGGCCAUGCUAGAUGCUUUGUCAGAUCUCCCUGAGUGGUAUGGUAUAAAGGAAAUGCAAGCAAACUGGAUAGGUGACUCUGUUGGAUGCUAUCUUGACUUCAUGCUAAAGGUUGAUGGCAAAGUAACAGGAGAGAAGUUAGCUGCCUACACCUAUACGCCUGAAGCCAUUUAUGGAGCUUCCCAUAUAUAUAUCUUACCUGAACAUAAACUACUGCAUGGCAAUAGCAGUCUGAAGGAAGUCUUUCAGAGGGAGUUCAUCCCAUGCAAAGACAGUCUUACUUCAGUGACAGCUGUGAACUUGCUUACCAAUCAGGAAAUUCCUGUAGUAAUCUCUGCAAAAUCAGAUUUUCAGAACUGUCUUGAUACUAAGAUAGGAAUUCCUAGCACUAAUCCAGAAGAUGCUGCAGUAGCUCAGAACCUGGGUCUUUCUUUCACUGAAGUCCUUGAAGUGCUUCCAGAUGGUUUGGAGAAAAUGAUCAACUCUGGAGAGUUCACAGGCAUGACUAGGCAGGAAGCAUUGAAAGCCCUAACCCAACAGGCCAGAAGUAAAGAAGUAGGUGGAGACCUAACAAGUGACAAAUUAAGAGACUGGUUAAUAUCUCGACAACGGUACUGGGGAACACCUAUUCCCAUAGUUCACUGUCAGACCUGUGGUUCUGUCCCUGUGCCAUAUGAGGAUUUACCUGUGGUGUUACCCAAUAUAACCACCUUUAUGGGGAAGGGAACUUCCCCUCUACAAACUAUUCCAGAGUGGAUGAACUGUUCAUGCCCAAGGUGCAAAGGACCUGCAAAACGUGAAACAGACACCAUGGAUACAUUUGUUGAUUCUGCUUGGUAUUACUUGAGAUACACUGACCCUCAUAACUCUGAUAGGCCUUUUAAUAAAGAUUUGGCUGACUACUGGAUGCCUGUGGAUUUGUACAUUGGGGGAAAGGAACAUGCAGUUUUGCACUUGUACUAUGCUAGAUUCCUCAGCCAUUUUUGCCAUGAUCAAAAGAUGACCAAAACCAAGGAGCCUUUUCAUAAGAUUUUGGUCCAAGGCCUCAUCAAGAGUGAGACCUUCAGACUAACAACAACAGGCCAAUAUUUGAAGCGAGAGGAAAUCGAUCUCACUGAGACGGGACCAGUUCACGUAAAAACUAAAGAGAAGGUGCAGGUCACAUGGGAAAAAAUGAGUAAAUCCAAGCACAAUGGGAUAGAUCCUGAGAAAUUUGUCCAGCUGUAUGGCAUUGAUACUAUGCGACUCUUCAUCCUUUUUGCAGCCUCUCCAGAACAAGACAUCUUAUGGGAUAUUAAAACUGAUGCUAUCCCUGGUGUUCAGAGAUGGCAGAUACGCCUUUGGUCUCUAGCAACCAAGCUUAUUAAAGCCAGAGCUUCUGGGACUCUGCCCAACCCUGAGCUACUGGGUAAAAAGGACAAGGCAGAAGCUAGGAAGAUCUGGGAGAACAAGAACCUUACGAUCUCUGAGGUAACAAAAUGCUUUGCAAAGUAUCACGUGUUAAAUGCCGCAGUUUCUCGAUUGAUGAGCCUCAGUAAUAUACUCUUACAAGCCUCGCAACCCCUUAUGCUCCACAGCGUGGAAUUUGAGGAAGCUUUCGCCACUCUCUGCAUUAUGCUUGCACCUAUGGCCCCCCACAUAGCCUCUGAGCUAUGGAAAGGUUUGGUACAUGUGCAGAAUAAACUUUGCACCCAGUAUAACUGGGAUGCUGAUGUGCUACAACAGUCCUGGCCCAAAGUAGACCCAGAAUACCUUCAGCAGCCAGACAUUCUAGAGAUGUCUGUUCUGAUCAAUAACAAAGUUUGUGGCAAAAUUAAUAUCCCUCACCAAGCAGCUCAAAAUGCUGAAGAAGUCCAUGAACUAGUUCUUCAAAGUGAGCUGGGAGCCAAAUUGCUCAAAGGACGCACCAUCAAAAAAGCCUUCCUGUCUCCAAGAACAGCCCUAGUCAACUUCCUAGUGCAAGAAUAAUGGGAAAACUUAUUGUUUUAGACUGGUAGCCUGUGAGUGGCUAAUGGAAUGUUUCAAAAUAAAGCCUGUUUAAGACAUCA